Molecule: messenger RNA, 885 nt
Organism: Microthlaspi erraticum
Lineage: Eukaryota; Viridiplantae; Streptophyta; Magnoliopsida; Brassicales; Brassicaceae
Source: the annotation of a GenBank genome assembly
AUGUCCAGCGAUAUCAAUAUCCCACUCGAUCUAACGGUGGAGAUACUCAAGAAACUUCCGGCGAAGUCUCUGGCGAGGUUCCGAAGCGUCUCGACUGAGUGGGAAAGAAUUAUCAAUAAAUUCAUAGUCAUUAACUCGAUCGUGACUCGGUGUUUGACUACACCACCGCGUGAUCUCCACUUAAUCUUAAAUAGGCGUUCGUCCUCUGAGUUCACCAACCUCUCGUAUAGUUUCCUUUAUCCUCAGAUCACAAACGAAGAACAACUCUAUAACGAGUAUAUCUUUGAAAAUAGCAAAGGCUAUGACUUUCGGACAAGCUUUCAAUACGUACGUGGCUUGAUCGGUUUUCAGUGUUCGGGUAAUGGUCCGUUCAGAAUACACAACCCUACCACGAGGCAAUUUGUUAGCUUACCCGUUACGUGUUUGCCCGCGACAUGCAUCUACUUAUUCGGGUCCGAAGUUUUUGAUCAUAUUCAAUCUCCAGAAGAUCUGCCGGUUCACCGUUUAGAUUUUACUCUUGUAAACUACCAAGAGAAGUUGGGAUGCAUGUGUUGUAACCAACUCAACAAAAACGAUGUGGAUAUGUGGGUUAUGGAGAAUGCCGAGAAACAAGAGUGGUCAAAGGUAACAUUUGUGGCCAUGCUUCAAGAUUUACCAAAAGCAAUCACAUUUGCGGGUGUCACUCAUCCUGGUGGUGAAAUGGUUUUCGUCCCUCAGGCUUAUAGCAAUACCUUGGCUUCAGAAGUUUAUUAUUACGAUCCAAAACGGAAUAGUAGUAGAAUAGCUAAAGUCCAAACUACAACGUCCUUACUCGAAAUAGAGCCUAGGGAUAAUGUUAGAAUCUGGGCUGUCACGGAUCAUGUUGAGAAUAUUAUGCAUUUGUAG